Messenger RNA from Orbilia oligospora ATCC 24927, 993 nucleotides. RefSeq lists its product as uncharacterized. The transcript has a single exon. The record is from RefSeq and is a predicted model, not a curated record. Bases 1 to 993 code for a protein of 330 amino acids. Lineage: Eukaryota; Fungi; Ascomycota; Orbiliomycetes; Orbiliales; Orbiliaceae.
AUGGUUAGCUUCCUCUCUCUGCCUCGCCAUAUUCGCGAUAAGAUCUACGCUCAAGUCGUUCUAUUCGAUGAGCCAAUCCUUACGCAGGAAGCCAUCGAUGACAUUUGUGGUCGAAAAUCACCAACAGCCCACAACUUCGCCACUCCCUCAACAGUCGGCCUUUCAAUUUUCCGUGUGAACAGGCAAAUCCACGAGGAGGCAUCUUUUAUUUUCUACACCCAGAAUGUCUUCUCUAUCAAGGUUGUCACGGAAGCCUAUGAGUCCUAUAACCAACGAAAACAAUGCUUCAGGGCUCGAUGGACCACUCCAUGGGAAGAUAUUGCCUAUGAGUUUACUGAAGAAGGUGGAAUCGGUCACUUCUGCCCGGGCGAUUAUGGUGGAAACCUCGGAAAUGAAAUCCUUCAAAAGGAUGUCAAAACCUACAUCUAUCCAUCCAUCCGAUACCGCCACCUCCUUCGCAACGUUCGUAUCGAGAUCGUUGAUACCUGUUUUAUGGAAUACUGCACUCAGCAAGUCCCAAUAAAGAGACAAUCAUCUGUCGGAAAGAGGAAGACUCUAUACACUCUUCUCAGAAAGCCCACUUUCAGAAAGACAAAUCCUGGGAGGAUUCCACUUAAAACAAUCUUUAUGCCUUUGGCAUGCAGACUUCGAUGUCUUCUUGCCGCUUGCAGCACUAAUGUCAAUAUUGCCAUUACUGUUUCCACUACUAUGCUUGACAACUUCGAUGAAUUGAGCACUAGAGCUUACAAAGAUCUUGUUGAGCUUGCGUCCCCAUUCACUAAGGGAUACAAAACCGGAAAUGUCGACCUCCAUAUCCAGUACGAAGAGGAUUACGAAUUGGAUCCGAAGUACGAAGGGUUAAAGACAAAGGUUUUGAAAACCUGCAAUCGGGACGCUAAGAUUGAUGGACCGGAGGGACAGAAAUUCGAGAAUGUCGAUGUUGAGUUAAUGUUGCACUGGAGGUUGUUGAAGGGAAGAUUGGUGAUCCGUUGA